AAAAAGCAAAGCAAUAAAGAAAGGAAGAAAAGAGAGGAAACAAAGACAAAAGGUUCUCAAAACUCCAUGAUUAAAAUUCAAACUCUUUCAAAAAAUAGGUCCAACCAAUGGUGCUCUCCCUAGCUACUUAAUCAACCUCAAGAAGACCUCUCAAAGUUCCUACAAAGACUUUUGUUUUUAGGCAACAAAAUCAACAAAGAAAAGGAGAAAAUAGAAACCAAAAAAUUUCUCUCUUUUUUUUCUCUCUUCUUUUGUAAUAAUAUUCUCAAAGGGUUGAAGAUACUAAACAUGAAUAGAGGUGUUGUUCAAAGUUCACCAGUGCAACAAAUGAUGGCUAGUAACCCUAAUUGGUGGAAUAUCAAUAUCAAUAACAUGAGGCCUCCAUCUCCACAAGCUUCUCCUUUUUUUUCAACUCCUUCUAACUUUCUCAACCCUUUUACACCAACUUCUUCUUCUUCUUCUCUUCCUUUUCCUUCUUGGCAUGACAAUCAUCAAGAGCUUCCUGAAUCAUGGAGCCAACUACUCAUGGGUGGACUUGUGGGUGAGGAAGAUAAAAUUGGUAUGAGCCAAUUUCAUAAUCAAAUGUUAAUAAGUCAAGCUCCAAAUGCUUCUCUUGUUGAUGUUAAACAAGAAAGUUCAAGAAAUAGCUAUGUAUAUGGACAUGGAAAUGAAGAACUUAAUUCAACAAAAUCUUCUUGGUCUCCAAAUUCAAGUGUGACAAGUUUCAACAACAACAUGUUAGAUUUCUCUAACAAUAAUGAUGUUAGGCAUCCAUCACAAGAUCGAUCUUCUGAGUGCAAUAGCACUGCAUCCGGUGGGGCAAUGAAGAAAGCUAGGGUUCAACAAACUACAACUCAAUCAACUUUCAAGGUUAGAAAGGAGAAGUUAGGUGAUAGAAUUACUGCCCUUCAUCAGCUUGUUUCCCCAUUUGGAAAGACUGACACAGCCUCUGUCCUGUUAGAAGCUAUUGGUUAUAUCAGAUUCCUUCAUAAUCAAAUUGAGGCUCUUAGCGUACCAUACUUGAGCAAUGGAUCAGGAAACACAAGGCAACAACAUUCGGUUCAAGGAGAGAAGAAUUGUUUAUUCCCUGAAGACCCUGGUCAGCUGCUAAAUGAAUAUAGCUUGAAGAGGAAAGCAGCUGAAGAGGGUUCUCAAGAUCAAGAAUCAAAGAAGGACCUAAGGAGUAGAGGGUUGUGUCUUGUUCCAGUAUCAUGCACCAUACAAGUUGGCAAUGACAAUGGAGCUGAUUAUUGGGCACCUACCCUUGGAGGGGGAUUUAGGUAGAGACCAAUUUAAAUUAAUUAUUAGGGCAGCAUAUAGUUAUUAAAAAAAAUAUAUACUAGCAUGCAUAGAGAUAAUUAAAUUCAUGGAAAUUGAUAUAAUAUCAUGAGCAAUCAAUCUUCUAAAAAAAAAUUAAGGCUGAUUGCUCAUGAUGCUAUAUUUCAUAUAAUUCCUGAAUAAAUUGUGCUAGAUAUGAUGAGCUAUAUAGUAUUUGCUAGCCCUUAAUUAUUAAGACUUCUUGAUUGAUUCUAUGGGUAAUCAACUUUUUAUUUAUUUUCAAUAUGUAUAUGUGAUAAUUGUAUUAAUCAUUUGAAUGCUACCUACUUUUUAAUUAGCAACAUUAAAACUUAUGAUCA
Cicer arietinum (chickpea) is the source of this 1637-nucleotide messenger RNA. RefSeq names its product transcription factor bHLH68. The record is from RefSeq and is a predicted model, not a curated record. Gene Ontology annotation, biological process: regulation of transcription by RNA polymerase II. Gene Ontology annotation, molecular function: RNA polymerase II cis-regulatory region sequence-specific DNA binding; protein dimerization activity; DNA-binding transcription factor activity, RNA polymerase II-specific. Gene Ontology annotation, cellular component: nucleus. NCBI's taxonomy places the organism in Eukaryota, Viridiplantae, Streptophyta, Magnoliopsida, Fabales, Fabaceae.